This is a messenger RNA of Symbiodinium natans, 1266 nucleotides long. NCBI's taxonomy places the organism in Eukaryota, Dinophyceae, Suessiales, Symbiodiniaceae. The record is from the annotation of a GenBank genome assembly.
AUGCUCCCAGCAUUUGGAAGCUCCAGAAGCCAUUCCGGGGGAGACAAUGUUGCAAGCCUGCAGUCCCCGGAGUCGCGCCUGCUUCGGGCAAUUAGUGGUGAAAGCCACCCCGAUGCGGAGGAAGCAACAUGCACAGAGAUAUCUGCGUGGUAUCUGACAGGAAUGAGUGGCUGGUGGAGUUUGAACAUCAUCACGGCCGAGCUUCCCUUCUUCGUGGCGGAGUUGCCCGAGGGGAAGCGGCUGGGAAACCUCAUCGCGGUUUGCACGCAGGUCGGAAACAUUGCGCCGAUCUUCUACAAGGCGUUGACGAGAAGACGGCCUGGAAACCUUGUUUGUGCUAUCGGCUUCUUCCAAGUAGUAGGAGUCGUAGCCUUGGCAGCUUGCUCCGUGCUGUGGCGAACGACGCCGAUCCUCCUCCUUUGCACCGUCCUGGCGGGAAGCGUAGGAUGCAUGAGCAGCGUCACAUACUGGGCUGCAGUGGCACAGCGCCCUGCCUCCUGUGUACGAGGGAUGAGUGUUGGCAUGACUCUUGGUGGGCUGCUGGCUACAGGCUUUGCUGCGAUGCAACUCGCUGGAUGCGAGCAGGGCUCACCGAGAUUUAGCCCUGCAGUCUUUUUCAUCCUAGCGGCGGUCAUCCAGGCCGGCCAGGGAGGAGCUUUCACCGCAAGAAGCUGUGGCCAGACGGGGGGGCAGAACGGCCAGGCCGCAAAUGGCCAAGGUGCCGUCAAUGGGGCCGAGAACUGCGAAACUACGAAGCCACCCAUGCCGAGGAUAGCGAAAUUCUUGAUGGCUGGUUGCUUCAUAGUUUAUGCCACCACGUACACCAUGCCGACACUGAUGCCAUUCAUGGCCGGCCAUUUUGGCAGUGCCACAGCCAGCCAGCAGCUGUUGCUGUGGAUGCAGGUGCUGCAGAAUUCAGGUGACGUCCUUGGACGAUUGGCAACCGCCUUGGUCCAGGGGAACAGGAUAGUUCUCCUGACGUGGAUGCUGCUCCUGACGGCUUCGUUCUCCGUUUGCUUGCUGACCUCCGUGUACGACGCGUCCUUGUGGUUCAGCUACAGCUUCGCCGUGUUUCUCUUGCCUGUGACGUGUGGGCUAUUCUAUUUUUCCCGCGGGUUGUUGGUGACAACCAUGUAUCUCUACGCUCGCGGGCUUGGGCAACAGCAAAUGGUCCAGGAGAUCACCGAAAACAUGGGAUUCUGCGGCCAAAUGGGUGCCCUCAUUGCCAACUUUGCAGCUUUUGUUCUCGUCAGUCUCUGGGCCUGA